Molecule: messenger RNA, 4211 nt
Organism: Myxocyprinus asiaticus (Chinese sucker)
Lineage: Eukaryota; Metazoa; Chordata; Actinopteri; Cypriniformes; Catostomidae
Product: forkhead box protein O4-like
Exons: 2
Coding region: 195-2039 (614 amino acids)
Biological process (GO): regulation of transcription by RNA polymerase II
Cellular component (GO): nucleus
Molecular function (GO): RNA polymerase II cis-regulatory region sequence-specific DNA binding; DNA-binding transcription factor activity, RNA polymerase II-specific
Source: RefSeq, a predicted model, not a curated record
UCACGCCACUGAUGCUGCAGCCGCCAUGCGCUUCACGGUCACACACACUGAUUUAAAGUCGGGCUGGGAAUGAAGAUGAUGCGUCCAUUACUGCAAUCACACUUCAACAUGACGCGCGCUCGACUGCUGCAUCCGCUCUCUUCCCUCUGACAACACGACGUCACCUGACGACAUUUACCUGCCAUCAGUUUAAGAUGAUGAUGAUGACGGAAGAUGAUGAAGCGGAGGCUCAUCAGGUGGAUAUGGAGAGCAGACCUCGCUCGUGCAGCUGGCUGGACUCCUCGUGUGAGCUGAGCGCGGAUCUGUCGCUCGAUCUGAGCAUCUGUAAAGUGGAGUCGGAUCAUGUUUCAUCAUCAUCGUGCAUGAGGAGGAUGAUGAUGUUGGAUGCCGAAGGAUUUCAAGGCUUCACCGGAGCUGCGUUGCGUAAAACCAAGAGCUCGUCCCGGCGGAACGCGUGGGGAAACCAGUCUUACGCGGAGCUCAUCACCCGCGCCAUCGAGAGCACACCCGACAAAAGACUCACCCUGUCACAGAUCUACGACUGGAUGGUCCGAUAUGUGCCCUAUUUCAAAGAUAAAGGAGACAGCAACAGCUCUGCCGGCUGGAAGAACUCCAUUCGCCACAAUCUGUCCCUGCACACACGCUUCAUCCGUGUUCAGAAUGAGGGAACAGGCAAGAGUUCCUGGUGGAUGCUAAAUCCUGAGGGAGGCAAGUCGGGAAAAGCCCCUCGCCGCCGAGCCGUCUCCAUGGACAACAGCACCAAGUACUUGAAGAGCAAAAGGCGAGUGAGCUGUAAGAGGGAUGCUGGGAAAGCUGAGCAGGGUGCAAAGCCACCGGUGGGAUUCUGUAGCUCUCUAGAGCAUUGCAGUCCUACUAUAAUGUCUGGUACAGGUGGGCCAGUGGUUAGGGAGGACUAUGACUCCUGGACAGAUCUCCAUUCACGUACCAGCUCUUCAGCUUCAACACUUAGUGGUUGCCUGUCACCCAUCCUAGUGGAGGGGGAGCUAGGAGAGCCUGAGGAGGGAAGGUUAUCUUGCUCCACGUCUCCAUGCCUCUACCCCAGUCCCACCAGUGCCCACUCACCUGCAUCCCACUGCAAUGCAGAUCUCAGGACCAACAGCUACCAACAGCACCAGCCCCCAGGCGAUCAACACCUUUCCUACCACUACAACAGUGAUGUAAAAAGACAGGGCUCCAGCUGUGACUCAGCUUAUGGCCAAACAAGUGUGGGCAUGAUUCACCACCAUUCCUCCAUGCAGACUUUUGAAGAGAGCACCAGCUUCUCUGGUAGUAUGCAGGCCUACACAAGUACCAGCACCUUGCAGAGUCUGUUGACCAGAGGAACCCAAUUCAGUGUCAAGGACAUGAUGCUUGGGAAGGUGAAUUUGGUCCACUCCAUGAUGGUUGCUCAAGGCAAUCCGGUAGGAUGCAGCAGUAGCCAGCAUGGUCACAAUAACACUCCUGCUCAUGACCCUUCCUCUAAAACAUCUCACAGCUACAACAUCAUUCAAAGCUUGAGCCAAGACCAUCACCAUGCGGUAGUACACUCUCAACCCAGUGAUGAACACAUGCAGUUAUACAUGCAUAAAGCUCCUUACCAAUACAGCCCCCAAGCCCACACACAUUUCCCAGCAUCCACCACACUCCACCCAAGCCCUGCAGGCAUGCAAGGAAUCCCACAGGAUACCUGCCACCUUGAAACAGCCCCGUAUCCACACCCCCACCCCGACAUUUACACCAAUACAUAUCAGCACAGUAUGCCUGAAGGACCAUACCACCAACCUCAGGAGGCAGGGGAAAGGUACCACUACCACCACCCUCAUCAGAUCUACCCUCACGAGUGGCUGCCAGCUGACCUGGAUAUGUUCCAUAGCAGCCUAGACAGUGACUUCGAGUCCAUCCUCCUCCAUGACAUUCUGGACACGGGAGGGGAUGAUGACUGCAAUUUGGACUCCUCAUUGGCACAGGGAAUGGGCAUGGGCUUAAGAUUCAGAGUUACAGAGCAGAACCACAACAAACAGAGCUGGGUGCCCGGAUAAACACCACCCCCCUGGAAUAUUACUUGAAUAUUAGUAGAGGCAUUACUGCCCACACACCAACCAGCAGUUCCUGCUGAAAAGACCAGUUUAGACCAGUAUGAAUUGCCUGGCAGUUUCUAGCUGGUUUAUGCUGGUUGGUGCUGUUUUUAUUCUGGUCUGUCUGCUGGAUCAGCAAUGUUGUGUACCAGCAAAAAAUGCUGAUCAACCAGCAUUCUUUUGAAACUGGUUGACCAAGGUAGGCUUUCUGGUUAGGCUAGUUAAGAAGCUUGGUGGGGACACCAGCUUCUCAUGCUGGGAACCAGCACAGCUGUAAUUUUCAACAGAUGUGGGGUUUCAACACCCCACCCAUGUUCAGGAUGAAUGCACUGUGCUGACACUCAUCAAACCAAGAUGAAAAUCUUGUUUGUAAAAAACUGCCUUUUGAUUUCUGUUUCUGCCUGCUUAUGUGUUCAUGUUGUGUGUUCAUGCAUUUAAACCUGAUCUGUCUUUUACAGUUUCUCUUUGUCCCAGUUUGCUUUGUGUCAAACCCCUUUAAUCUCACUGACUGAACCGUGAUGACAAUCUAUGCUAUGUUGCUCAACAUUUAUUUUGUUCUUCAGUCAAAAUCUAACUCUGAACUUUGAGCACUUUAAACGCAUUGAGCAAAUCCAUAUUUAUAAUCUUGUACAGCAGAGGUGCAGGGAAAGAGGGCAGCAAAUAACAUGUAGGGACACCCAAAUGAAAUGUAGCAUUAUUAAUCAGAUCGCCUACAGCUGCCAGCUCAUCAGACAUCUGACCUUUUCAUAUUCCUAAUGAAUUUAUUAGGUUUUAAUUUCUUCAGUAACUUCAAGCCAUAAGAAAUGUAUAGUAUAUACUUUGUUCUUAGUGGGCCUCAGUAACUUGUUAAAUUCUACUUACCCCCUACAUCGCUCACUUCUCUAUUGACAGCAGCUUGAUUGAAAUUCAGUGUGUUGUUUUUUUAAUCUCCAAACUGAUGCUGCAGUGAUGCAUCAUUAUUGCAGACUGAAUGCAGCCCUUCCAUCAAGAGACCAGAAUAUCAUAAAGAUUUAGAGGUAGGUUUAAAUCCAGUUGACAUUAAAAUCUGACCUCUUUUUAUUGUCCUGUUUUCUUUCAUGGCCAAAAAGAAUUUCAAAGAAAGCUUGUAGGCUGGACUGAGGGUUCGGUGAAAUUUUAAUACCAGUUUAGGAAAUCAUUAUUACUCAUGGGUGCUAUACUCUUCUCAGCCAUGUGUGUGUGAGAGUUUGUGGUUUCCAGGACUUCUCCUGAUACUCCACCCCCAUGCUCUUCUCUUUUGCUCCUUGAGUAAAGCAGGUGGGAGUGAAAUGGGGUCUGCCAUUAUGCCAACAGGUCAAGUGUAUCUCACUCCAUCAAACAUAUUCCCAUCUCUAGACACCAUUCUUCUGCUAAGGUGAUGUGGCAGCAUUUUGUGUCAGUUAAUAUCUACUUCCACACACAUAGACCAUCUCCUGUUUUUCAACUGAAGUGUCAUUCUAAAUAGCUCAUACUGAAUUACAUUAUGUUCUAAAAGAAAGACUCAAGAUUGUUGGAAUAAAAGCAAAUGAAAGGAUAUUUAUAUAAUUUGGUGUAAGCUCCGUCCUUCGGUUCAGCACUCCGAUGCUUGUUAGAACCAUCAGAUCCUUCCGGGGUGAUGACGGCAGGGGAGCAGAGCUUACCUCUGCCCAGGACAGGAUGUAAACUGGUGGAGAUGGGGUGGGAUGGGGGGUGAAAACACAGAAGUAUGUGAACAAUGGGAGGCAGCUGGCAGGCUUAUAAAGCAGAGGCUAUAUUGUGAUUGGAUGAGAUGCCGGAGAGUAUGAAUCCCGAGAUAUUCCUGCUAGAACUACGCAUACGCUUACAUAUACAGAGAAAAUGAGGUUGCUCAAUUCUACUAUAAACUAUAAAAAUUAGAAAUUAAGACAGACUAUGAAAGUCAUGUAUCAGAGAGACUCUUUGUGUCUGUCUUUCCAUUGGUUUCGGUGUUUGGAAUUAAAUCAUGUUUUCUUACUGUGCUCUGGCUCUUAUUUUGUACAAACAAAAUCUAUAUAUUAAAAAUAUUGUAUGAUAGUUUUUAUGAAUUAAUGUGAAGUUAAGAAGUUUCUUGAUUUCAUUCCUUUUUAUUUCUUUUGUUUAGAGAAUGUUUCUCAUCAUUUGGUGACUAAAUAAAUAAGACGA